This is a messenger RNA of Protopolystoma xenopodis, 1728 nucleotides long. The record is from the annotation of a GenBank genome assembly. NCBI's taxonomy places the organism in Eukaryota, Metazoa, Platyhelminthes, Monogenea, Polystomatidea, Polystomatidae.
CUUGACUAUCAUCUCCAUCAUAUUCUUAUACAUCACCUGGCCCCAACGCCAUCCUUACGGCUUGGAUACUCCGUAGUCUUGCCAUCAUCUGGGAUUAUCCCUUGCAUCAAUUUCUCUACUGACACCAGUGAUUACAGCAUCCCACCUUGUGAUCGGCCAAAGGAUACUUUAGUGAUUUCGCAUGAUACAAUGAGUCUGUCCGCAGUCACUUCUGAAGAACAUGACGGUCCUUCUAAGGACUGUCUUUCCAGACUAAGCCAAUUAGAAGUCGUGAUAGAUCAAAUGUACUACAGGCUUUUGGACGAGCAGCCUUUAUCGAUCCAAAAGCGAAACGUUCUCUCGUCAGACAUCAUUGACCAUCUAGUCGCAUCAGCCGGAGCAGAUCUUCCGUCUCGCUUAGCGACGUCUGAUACCACCAUUAAUUCUGGACCUUCUAGCGGAGUCUAUAAAUGUUCACCUGCUCAAGCCAGCUCUCUUCGCAUGCUAACUACUGGUAUCCACAAUGCUUCAUCCGCCUCGCACAAAUCAUUAUCUUCUUCUCUUGCCUUACUAAAACUGCAAAGCCUCAGUCAUCUAAGUCAAGUGUUGCUGACCAACAUAAUCAUUGAUGGACAUGGGAGCAAGGUUGAUGGAUGUUAUGCCGAAUCCGAGGGAUUAGGAAGCCAAAAUGUUAGCGGCCAGCUCCCGGAAGUUAUUCGAGACUUAAAUAAUCCCGAACAGCUAUCAAUAUGGCUGCAACGCCUGAAUGGCGAUAUUCAGCUAACUCAGGACUUUGCCCUCAACUUGAAACAAUUCUUACCCGAUGUACAAGAGACAAUCAAAGCCUCUUGUAAUCUAGUCGCCUGGUGGCGCCUAAAUGAGGCUUCUGAAGAGCCUAGCCGGGUUGAGCCAACCGUCAGCUGGCCGGUCAAAAUCCGCCUCCCCAAAACGAUGGAUGUUGGCCACAUAUCGGCCAAUGCAUCUAACACUUCUGGAGUGGCAGGAGAAACUGAAGGGAGCGAGAUAAAAGCCAGUGACACAUGUGAACGCUUACCAGCAAGUGAUCUUGUUCAUCCACUAGCUGCAUACUGUCACUACCUGUGGCAUGACUGGACGCCAAGUACGGGCCCCAGAGUUCAUGCAAACAAAAGUCGGAGACAGCGUAUUCGAAUGGGUUCUGCAAAGCUGAUGCAAGCAUUUGAUUCCUCUGGUGGUAUAGAAAAGAAUCGCAAUCAGCAGCAACUAGAAAAAGAGGAAACCGAAAAGAAUGUAUUUGCAGGAAGACAGGCGAGUGUACUUUCUACUCGCUGUAGGAACCUUGAAUGCAAAGUUGAACUAAUUGAUUCCAUCUGUAGAAGCCGGCUGGAGCGCCUGAUGCACUUGCAUGAUGCCCUACUUCGGCACUACCGUAUCUGCAAAUUCGAUUUCUCUGUUUGGCGCAAGAACUGUUUGGCAUGGAUAGAGCGAAGUCACCUGCGUAUGGCUGAUCUUUUCCACCGAUCUAUCACUUCUUCACGUUCAAUCGCCACUGCCACUUUAUCUCCGCGGCUGCUUUCCUGCCCUUCCGUUUUGGCCUCUUCCCUUGUUUCAUCCCCUUCAUUCCACGGUCCUGAGUCCAGGCCCUUUGACAACGACUGGGUCCAAACAUCUUCGACGGAGCCAGUUAUUUCAGAACAAGAAACCAUCACUAGCCCUCGUCUAGUCGGCCUUAACUUCGGGUUGGCUCAGAAUCAUUUUACUUCUCUCUAA